AUGGCGCAUCUUGGCGUGAAGCAGGGCGAACUGGCCUUCUUCGACGCGGACGGCCGUCCAGCUCCUCCAGCGCCCGCCCGGGAUACAGACGAUCGUUUGCAAGUAUUGCGAGGCGGUUUGCGCACGGCGCUGCUACCUCUGGGACUGCGCCUGCUGCAGACUGCCGAUGUCAAGCGCGGCGACGCUUUUGUGUUGGUGCUCGACAACGACCGCACGAGCGUCGCCUGUGUGUCGGCGGCGAUGCACUUGCAGUGCACAUGCGUCUUAAUGAGCGCAAGUCGCGUGGCCUUACUGCGCUACGUGACCGCCGAGACUGGGGUCACCACAGUCGUGACGGUGGACGAUGCGACAGUGUCGGUGAGCGUCGCGCGGGGCCACGCGGCACGAGACGCCGCGAGGGAAUCCGCCGCAACUUUGUGGUACAACUCUCCUGCAGACGUUCUGCAGCGUGGAGGCGUGUGUUUGCUCACGUCAGGGAGUGUGGGCGAACCGAAAGUCGUGUUUUGCACGUGGAAUCACAUGCUGCUGCAAGGCGAGUCGACGCACCAGCAGCUUUUUCCGCAGGGACCAGCGCGUAUCAUCUGCGCCACGUCCAUUUCGCACGCGUUCUCGAUCAACGCAGUCUUCGCGCUACUCACGUCUCCGCACGACGCGCAAUCGGAACUGUGCUUUGCCCCGACGUUUGCGGGGCUCUACUCGUUGCUUGCUCAGCGCAGUGCGCUCUUUACGGUGCUGUACGCGACACCUGGAACAUACACCGCCUUUGCCACAAUGCCACCAACUGCUCUGCAUGCCGACGUUUCGUAUUGCGCAGGAGCGCAUCUGUCAAGGUCAUUGUUCCACAAAAUGAGAGACAAGUAUGGACUAGUGCUGAUGCAGAACUACGGCUCGACAGAAACGGGCGAUAUUGCAGCUUGGCAUCUGCGCGGUAAAAAGGUCGAUGCAGAGGUAAAUGAACUGGAAAGCAGUGCGAUAGAGCGAUACGUUGGCAGCGUGUGGCCUGGUGUGCAGGCCUAUACUAAUGACAACGGCGAGAUCGCAGUAAAGACUCCGUGGCAGUCCGAAGGGUAUGUAAAGGCACGCGUACUACACCGUGUUUCUGGUGUGCUGCUCACGUCCGACCUCGGCAUUGUCGCACAAGAUGACGGUAGAGUUGAGUGUAUAUGGCUACAGGGACGUCGUCGUCCCGAGGUUGAGACCAAAUGGCAAGGACUGCGCACGACCUACUCACCGAAUGAGAUCGAAGCUGUGCUUAUUGCACACCCAAGUGUAUCGGAUGGUCUUGUGCUGAUCCAGAAUGAAGCGAACCGCGAGCAAGGUAUCAUUCGAGCUCGUAUUGUUCUGCAUGACGGUGCUGCAGUUGACGAAGUGGCCAUCAAAGGCUGGUGCGUCCAGCAUAACAUGCCAGCACUAGAGGACGCGCUAGUUGUUGAAGUUGCUAGAUUCUUACCAUGCAGUCCGGCAGGAAAGCUGAUGUAUGCCUAA
Messenger RNA from Hyaloperonospora brassicae, 1485 nucleotides. Lineage: Eukaryota; Oomycota; Peronosporomycetes; Peronosporales; Peronosporaceae. The record is from the annotation of a GenBank genome assembly.